Molecule: messenger RNA, 2112 nt
Organism: Microplitis demolitor
Lineage: Eukaryota; Metazoa; Arthropoda; Insecta; Hymenoptera; Braconidae
Product: serine-rich adhesin for platelets
Exons: 5
Coding region: 260-1996 (578 amino acids)
Source: RefSeq, a predicted model, not a curated record
GUUUCUCAUGUCUUGCUGUAAUGUUCUAGGUCUAAUUAGACCGUAUUUAAAUUAGAUAUAUUUAUUAAAAAUAAUUAAAUUAAUUAGUCUUUGUUUGAUCUUCAGACAAUGUUCAAUGAGGUUAGUAGUAAUUAAUCGUGAGAGUUUUUUUAAAUCCAGCCAAGUGUCAGUGAUGUGAUUUGCGUUUUACAUAGUGAUAUUUUUUGUUACUGAAUAAAUUUAUUUUUGGUUGAUAAAUAAUUAUUUUUAUUUAGCUAUAAUGGAAAAUAAUGUGAAAUUAAAUCGUGUUACUGCUAGUGAUGUGUCUAUUAGUCAAAUAUUCAAAAGUUCAUUCGCCAGAUCUUUUGUUUCAUCUUAUCAUGAUAAUAAAAUUUUGGAUAUGGAUAAUUUAAACGAUAGUUUUAAUAUUUCAUCAUUGAGUGUUGAUAAUUUUUUGGAUAAUUUUCAAAAGAAGCAUUCUGGAGAUAAUAACAGUAAUAAUGAUAUAUCAAAUAAUAUAGAACCCGAAGAAUUGAAUAACCUCCGUAAGCAAUGCCAGGUGUUGAGUGAAGAAAAUAAACGGCUGCAAAAUGCACUUGCUCAUCAAGAAACUUCACAGUUUGAUUCGGCUUUUCUGCAGAGUCAGGUUGAUACACUUAAGUGGCAAUUAAAACAGACUGAAUCAAGCCGACAGAUGUACAGAUCAUUGAUGAAACAAGUGAUAAGUUUCCUAGAACGGGCGCAUAAAAGUCUGGACAUACUUCACGCGAGCAACAGCAGCAGCCAGCGAAGUAAAAGCUCGUCACGUAAUAGCCGUAGUCAGACUAUUUACCCGGAGGAUUCAUUAGUGAUCACGUCAAGGAGAUCAACGAGUCCUACUUCAAGUAAAUUUACUCGCACUAAAUCAGUAACACAGAUUUCAGCAGCGCAUGCUUCUGGUUACCGCGAUUUUACUUGGUCUGUAUUGAGACGUAAUGACCCUUCACAUUCGCCAUCACCAUCAUCAUCAUCGUCAAGAACUUUUAAUAAAACACCAGAUCAUCGUCCAACGCAAUUGAGUUUUAAUACAUCAGAUGGUAGCAUUUUGAAAUCAGCUAACAGCGAUUCUGUUGAGAAAAUUGAAAGUGAUCACAUACCACCGGAGAAAUUAUCUCAGGAAGCAUUUAGGUUGUUAAGAACAGCUGAGUCACUGUUAGCGAUGCGAGAACCUGAUUUAUCAUUCUCUUCAUCGUCAUCAGGAACUUCAUCGUCAUCGUCAACGUCAGCUGUCACCGCUGAUGAUGAAAACACCUCUGCCUCCGUUAUAAUUGAAUUCGGCAGCACCCAAACUCCUGACGGAAGUAAAUCGACCAAUUCUAAUAAUCUUGAUGAUUUAUCUAGAAUCGAGGACUGCUCAGCAAUUAAUGACCGCGACUCGGACAACAGACUCAGUAGCUUCCACAAGGAAGGGAACUUGGACAUGUCUGCCAGCAGUGCGAGCACUCUGCAACCAUUUUUUUCUCACAAUAAUUUCGAUAGCGCUUCAUUAAACUCGUCAAGUAGUAAAGCUGAAGAAGAGGAACGUCAUAGUAUUAGUUUCAAUGUCAAUAGUAAUAGUAACAAUAUUAAUGAGCAUUGCGGGCGCACCAUCAGUGAAAUCAAACAAUGCACUUCAACGCCAAAUUCGACAAUCAGCAGAAAAACAAACAGAUACAAAACAAUUAUAGCAGAGACAAAGAAUCAGCGAGACUUGGGAUUAAAAGAGAAACCUACGAGCGUUAGCAGCGCAGAAGAUGAAAGUGGUUUCUCUUCAAUGAAUUCUUUUCACGAUGUUGGUCUUCCCCAGGCGCCAAUUACACCAGUUAAACAAACUGGAUGCCACACAGAAAUAGGUUUACCUGACAUACCCCUAGACAGAGUUAAUCACCGCAGGUGGUCAUCAACUCCCGCCGAAAUUCAAGCAAUGUUCCGACGUUACAAAAAUACAUAUUUAUCUAAUCCAUCAUCUACUGCCGAGACUCUCAGUGUCUGGGUCUAGACAUCCAGGGUCCAGACCGCGGACUUUGUCGAAAUUUCAUAAUUAGUGAUUGUAAAUAAUUUAAAAAUGUUUCUGCAUGUUCACGUGAUUUAAAAUAAAUUAUAUAUGUAUCAGUA